AUGGCCGUUGGCGCACAGACUGAUCAUGUCGACGUCCUCAUCGUCGGUGCCGGACCUGCCGGUCUGAUGAUGGCGACGUGGCUCGCCAAGUGCGGCGUCAAGACUCGCAUCGUGGACAAGCGAGGCACAAAGGUCUUCAAUGGCCAAGCUGAUGGUCUCCAAUGUCGAACUCUGGAAAUCUUCGACUCUUUUGGCUUCGCCCACAGGGCCUGGAUUGAGUCCAACCACAUGUUGGAAAUCAGCCUUUGGAACCCCGAUGAGAAGGGCGUCCUUCGAAGAUCUUCGCGCAUCCCUGACACCAUCCCUGGCAUCAGCCGCUUCCAGCAAGUCGUCCUCCACCAAGGUCGAAUCGAGAGAUUCUUUCUCGAUGCCAUCAACGAAUUCAGUGAAGGCAAGGUCUCGGUUGAGCGUGGCGUCAUCCCAACCAGUCUGGAGAUUGACGAAAAGACUGUCGAGGACUCCGAAGCCUAUCCCAUCACUGUCAACUUGCGCCAUCUGAGUGAGGAGGAAGCCCGGCCCAAACAAACGGCCACCUCCGUCAAUGGAACAGUCAUCCAAGACGGCCUGUUCCGCAGCAACCUUUCUCCCGACGACACUGCCGAGAUGAUCAAGGCAGCUGAGCUCAACCAAAAGGCCGACACGGUAGAGAUCGUCAAGGCAAAGUACAUGUUGGGAGCAGAUGGUGCUCACUCAUGGGUUCGCAAGGAACUUGGUUUCAAGCUCGAGGGCGAGUCUACCGAUUACAUCUGGGGCGUCCUUGACAUUGUACCCAUUACCGAUUUCCCUGAUAUUCGCAUGCGAUGUGCCAUCCACUCUGCCAAUUCUGGAAGUGUCAUGGUCAUCCCAAGGGAGAACAAGCUGGUCCGCCUGUACAUCCAGCUCACCACGACAGAAAAGAUUGGCGAUCAAGAUUCUCGAGCAGACCGCUCAUGGAUCACACCGGAUGUGAUUCUCGAGUCUGCUCAAAGAAUCAUGGCGCCUUACAAGCUGUCUUACCGAAAGCUGGACUGGUGGACAGCGUACCAGAUCGGACAGCGUGUUGGCUCAAGCUUCUCUGCCCACGAGAGAGUGUUUUUGGCUGGCGAUGCUGUUCAUACUCAUAGUCCCAAAGCUGGUCAGGGUAUGAAUGUGAGCAUGCAAGAUUCUUUCAACCUUGGGUGGAAGAUUGCAACCGUGGUCAAGGGGCUUGCCAACCGCUCUAUUCUGAAGACGUACGAGUCUGAAAGGAAGGGUAUUGCGCAAGCCUUGAUCGACUUUGAUCACAAGUUCUCACGACUUUUCUCUGGUCGACCAGCGAAGGACAUUAUGGAUGAGGAGGGCAUCAGCAUGGAUAAGUUCAGGGAGGCCUUCGAGAAGGGCAACAUGUUUGCCAGUGGCAUUGCUGUUGACUAUGCUCGAAGCAAUAUCGUUUCCAAACCGGACCCGGAUGACGAGGCCUCUAAGGCCGCCAAGCUCCAGGCUCUCGCAUCCGAGGUCAAGCUUGGCAUGCGCAUUCCAAGCGUCAAGGUUCUCAACCAGUCCGAUGCCAGACCCUGGCAUCUUCAGGAGCUUCUCCGAAGCAACGGCACAUGGAGGGUCAUCGUGUUCCCUGGAAACAUCGACCAAGAAGGACAGAAGAAGCGAAUGAACAGCCUCUGCGACAAGCUUUCGGGCCCAUCAUCAUUCCUCAAGCGUUUCACACCACCAUCAGCAAGAUACGACUCUGUCAUUGAAGUCCUGACAGUACAUGCCGCUAAGCGCCAAGACCACGAGAUUUUCGAUUUCCCCGAGGUUCUACGACCAUAUGACGAGGUGGAUGGCUGGGACUACAACAAGAUCUUUGUGGACGAUCAAUCCUACCACGAGGGUUAUGGACGCCUGUAUGAGACGUUUGGUAUCUCUCCCGAGCAAGGCUGCGUGGUCAUUAUCCGGCCAGAUCAGUAUGUGUCGUACAUCGGCGAGCUUGAUGACUACGAGUCUCUUGAUGGUUUCUUUUCUGGUUUCUUGAUACCACAAGGGGAGGCAAAGGAGGCCAAGGCCUAA
Molecule: messenger RNA, 2022 nt
Organism: Fusarium keratoplasticum
Lineage: Eukaryota; Fungi; Ascomycota; Sordariomycetes; Hypocreales; Nectriaceae
Exons: 5
Coding region: 1-2022 (673 amino acids)
Molecular function (GO): FAD binding
Source: RefSeq, a predicted model, not a curated record